This is a messenger RNA of Marchantia polymorpha subsp. ruderalis, 995 nucleotides long. NCBI's taxonomy places the organism in Eukaryota, Viridiplantae, Streptophyta, Marchantiopsida, Marchantiales, Marchantiaceae. The record is from the annotation of a GenBank genome assembly.
CAAAAUGGGUGGGAGAGGAGGAUAUGGAAGCAGAUUUGUGGAAGUGAUCGAUACAUUGAUACCAAAGCUUUGACUUACUUGUGCUAUCAUGCUACGAACUUCUACCUUCCAAGAGACAUGGCUCUUCUGAAAAGAGUGAUAUCUGACUGAGCAGACAAUGACUCUUCAAGAUGCAAACUCUGAUGGGAGUUGUGUGAAUAUCAUGCCUCCAAUAUCUCUUUUAUGUGGUACAUUUGGAGCUCUGGAGUAGCCCGAGAGCGCAAUGCAGGGGUUGGACGAGAUGCUUGUCGACGUGGAGUGGAGAGGUUCAACAAUUUUGGCAUGGCAGCCUUCGAAUGUCGCCUCUGAUCGAGAAAAAACGACGUUUGAUAGCAGCGAGCUUUAACUUGAAGCUCGGAUUCUGAAUCUGAAAAUUCCCUUGAAUGUUCUCCAGGUCUGUUCAAGAGUAGCAACAUGUCUUCAAUCUGUGCGCACUACAGCAGCACGAAUCAUCAAAAUCUACCUCUUCAUCUCCUUCGAUUUACCCUGUAGACAACGGCUCCCUCCCUCUCUUGGUUUUCAUGAAUGCGAUGUACGUCGUCCGGGAGUAUGGACUCCACGGGUCUCUCAGUCGGCACCAUAGUUUACUUGUCGACCCCAAAGGCCUACGAGCAAAUGUCGAAGAAAAAUCACUGAUCAUAAGAGAGACGGAGAUUGGAGUUGGUAGACGAUCAGAGGGUAAGGCUGAGGUCUUUUCCCUCUGGAUGAAUAUUGCAGUUUGCCAAAUGAAUUUAUUCGUUCGCCUCCACGACGCUAAUUAGUCAGGCACUCUUUCUGGCGACGUUUGACGUAUAUUACGUGUCAUUGGCGGAUACUCGGUGCUGGGCAAACUCACCACUCGUUUUUAUAUACCCACUGUUACUUUUCACGUACGCCGUUUAUCUUGUACAUUCCAUCGGACGGUGCAUGAAAAUGUUGCUGAUACAAGUUGGUCUAUUUGCCAAAAUAAAAUGUGA